Molecule: messenger RNA, 3631 nt
Organism: Grammomys surdaster
Lineage: Eukaryota; Metazoa; Chordata; Mammalia; Rodentia; Muridae
Gene: Tnfaip2
Product: TNF alpha induced protein 2
Exons: 12
Coding region: 115-2190 (691 amino acids)
Biological process (GO): exocytosis; exocyst localization
Cellular component (GO): exocyst
Molecular function (GO): SNARE binding
Source: RefSeq, a predicted model, not a curated record
GGUUGCGGUUGGUGGAGCAGGCGGAGCCUGGGCGGAGCCUGCGACUAUUUUAGGCGGGCUCCUCCACGGCCGGGACUAAGGCGUCCUGUCCUGGACACAGCCUGAGCCAGGGUGAUGCUGAAGAUGGUGACUUUCUUCCAAGGGCUUCCUGGCCAGCAGUCUGUGCCAGGGACCCUGGACUUCGCUGGAAGCCCCCCAAAGCCACGCUCCACAUCCGAGGCAGAAUCAGAGACCUCCAUGUCUGAGGCAUCCUCUGAAGACCUGAUGCCAUCCCAGGAGGCUCCCGAUGGGGAGGAGGAGUCUGCGAAGAAGAAGGAGAAGAAGUCCAAAGGCCUGGCCAACAUGUUCAGUGUCUUCACCAAAGGGAAAAAGAAAAAAAAGGACCAGGCCAGAUUAUCAGAUCCGGAAGUGCAGCCCAAGUCCAGGCCCGAGUUAGAUGGUCCACUGCCCACAGUGGAGGAGCUCAAGGAGGCUCUGGAGCGCGGGCGGCUGGAGGUGGCGUGGCAGGUGCUGGCGUUGGAGCGGCAGCUCGAGGCUGCUGCGGCGGCGGGUGGCACGAGCAACGAGGAGCUGGUGUGGCGGCAGAGCAAGGUGGAGGCGCUGUACGUGCUGCUGCGCGACCAGGUGCUCGGGGUGCUGCGGCGGCCGCUGGAGGUGGCGUCCGAGCGGCUGAGCCAGGCGCUGGCCGUGGUGUCGCAGGAGGAGCUCGAGGACCGUCGGGCGUCCCGGGGACCCUUGGCGGCCGCACUGGAGACCACGCGCCCGCGGCGAUGGCUGCAGCUGUGGAGGGGCGUCGUGGCGGAGGUGGCAGCGGAGCGUCUGGACGCGCAGCCCGCCACGGUGCCCGAGGGCCGCUCCGAGGCCGAGAGCAGGUUCCUGCACAUGGGUCGCACCAUGAAGGAGGACCUGGAGGUGGUGGUGGAGCGGCUGAAACCGCUGUUCCCCGACGAGUUCCAGGUCGUGCACACCUACGCCGAGAGCUACCACGAGCAUUUCGCGUCCCACCUGUUCACCUUGGCGCAGUUCGAGCUUUGUGAGAGGGACACCUACUUGCUGCUGCUCUGGGUGCAGAACCUCUACCCCAAUGAUAUUCUAAACAGCCCUAAGUUGGCACAGGAGCUUCAAGGCGUCGGGCUUGGGAGCCUCCUGCCCCCAAAACAGAUCAGAUUGCUUGAGGCCAUGUUCCUGUCCAAUGAGGUGACCAAUGUGAAACUGCUCAUGACCCGAGCUUUGGAGCUAGAGUCUCAGCGCUGGGCCCAGGAUGUGGCUCCUCAGAGCUUGGAUGGCCACUGUCACAGUGAGCUAGCCAUUGAUAUUCUCCAGAUCAUUUCACAAGGCCAGACCAAGGCUGAGAACAUCACUUCCGACGUUGGGGUGCAGAUAAAGCAGUUGCUCCUCAUGGAGCUGUCUGCCCUACUGAGGAGCUACCAGCGCACCUUCGAUGAGUUUCUAGAGAAAAGCAAACUCCUGAGAAACUAUAGAGUCAACAUCAUCGCCAACAUCAACAACUGCCUGUCCUUCCGGACUUCCAUGGAGCAGAGGUGGCAGAUACCUCAUGACUCUCUGAACCGCCUGGUGGAGCCUUUGAAAGACCUCAAGGCUCACGGCUUCGACACCCUGCUCCAGAGCUUGUUUUCAGACCUGAAGCCACUGUUUAAGAAGUUCACACAGACCCGCUGGGCAAAGCCAGUUGAGACCCUGGAGGAAAUCAUCUCUACUGUAGGCGCUAGCCUGCCUGAAUUCUCAGAGCUGCAGGACUGUUUCCGGGAGGAGCUCAUGGAGGCUGUCCACCUGCACCUGGUGAAGGAGUACAUCAUCCGGCUCAGCAAACGGCGCCUGGUACUCAAGACCGCCGAGCAGCAGCAGCAGCUGGCAAGACACGUCCUCGCCAAUGCGGAGGCCAUUCAGCACUUCUGCACUGAGAAUGGUUCCACUGCAACCUGGCUGCACCCUGCCCUCCCUACGAUCGCCGAGAUCAUUCGCCUGCAAGAUCCCAGUGCCAUUAAGAUCGAGGUGGCCACAUAUGCCACUUGGUACCCUGACUUCACCAAAGGCCACCUGAACGCCAUUCUGGCCAUCAAGGGCAAUCUACCAAGCAGUGAAGUCAAGAGCAUCCGGAACAUACUGGACAUCAACACAGGAGUGCAAGAGCCUUCUAGGCCCCUGUUCUCACUUAUAAAAGUUGCUUAGCUUUUCCAAAGGUCUGAUAUGCUAAUGAGACCCAGGGACCAUCAGGCCUCACUCUAGUUGGGGAUGCUUAAUGACACCAGCUCCAUGACCCAUAGCCAGGCUCCCACAUUCUGCUGCUGCUUCUUCCCAGCCCUGGCUCUGGAACAAGAUCCGGCAGCCAAGAUUGGACAGAUGAUGGCCCAAGUGGAGUCCAGACCCCACUGAAGGGAGUUGGCAUGUGAGCAUGCAAGAGAUUUUCUUGUCAGUGAUUAUUCAUCUUGGGUAGUGUGACCUUUGCCUUCCUAUACUGUAGUCUGCCUUUUAACGGUCUGAGUAACCCCAUCAGCUCCCUAGGGCCAGGGGCAAAGCCUCUAUCCAUUUCCUUCAGCCCAGGGCUGCCAUAAGAUAGAACUGAAAACAAGGGAGGAGAGAUAGUAUCUGAUCUGUGGCCUGGAAGGAGGCUUGUGAAGUGCCAAUGACAGAGCUAGACCCUGCAAAGUGACUCCUGGUACCACUCACCUAGGAGAGGACCCUCUCAUUCACUCCCCAUGGGCUGUCCCUCUGGGUGUAUGUAUAUGUAUGUGUUUGGGGAGUGACCCUGGAAGUCUUGGGAGAGCAGGGACCUCUUGGGUUCUCUCAGAUUGAAUCUUCUCCCAUGUAGGAAUAAGCCAAAGGGCUGCCUCUGUGGGCCCAUCCUGAAGUCUGGUGGGAAUACAGGUGUCUGGCGAGCGCUCUGUUAGCUUCCUGUUGGUGCUGUACCAAACUUCCACACCAAGUGGAUUUGAACUACAACUUUCCCUUCAGUUCUGCAAAUCAGAAGUCUGAUCCAGAAACUGAAAGCAUAGUCAGGGCCCAUUGCCGGAAGCCCCAGGGAGAAUCAUUUCCUGAUUCUUUAGGGGUUACCCACAUCUCUUGUCUGAGGCUCUUCUACCUUCAGAGCCAGGGACAGCUAUGUAUGUCCCUUGAGUCACCACGGUCUCCACUGGUUCGGAUCCCACUGUGAUUUAGGACCCCCGUGACUGCAGUGGAUCUGACUCAGCAGCAGCCUGGAUUCCAGCUGCAACAUUAGCUCCUGUCACCCUCCAGUCAUUGGCUAUGGGGACCAGUGGAUCCCACGGGGUCUACACUGGAAAACGGGAAUGUGGUUUGCCAUCAGGGCACUUGUUACUCUUCAGACCCCGCUCCUCUCCAGCCAUGAAAGCCCUACUCAGCACUGACCCAGCCUUGAUUCUUCACUGUCCAAGGCUGGGAUUUGAAGCCUCUCCUCUCUCCCCUUUCCCAGGUACUUGCCUCACAGAGCUGGCCAGGGUGCCUUUGUAUUCUUGUAGACGUUAGCUUGUCGAUGACAUUAACAUUGUUAAUAUUAUUUUUUAUAGUGUUGAUUUUGUAUGCACGUACUCAGGACAGAAUCCAGAGGAUUUUUUUUUAUAUAUAGCUUGAUAUAAAACGGAUAUAAAAGUGA